AUGACGAAUCCAAACAAGGACCCGUAUGUUUCUAAGGCAACAAAGAAAGCACUCAUGGUAAAAAUCUUUAGUUCAACACCAAAUGCUUGGUUUAUGGAUAUCUUGGAAAACAUUCCGAGGUAUAGAGAAGAUGGACCACCAUACUGGCUAAUAUUUGUCGGUCAAAACACAAGAUACUGUGAAGCCAUACCAUUGCAGUCCAAAGCUAUUUUAGAUGUGAAAACUGCUUUGACAAUAUUUGUUGACAAAUACCAUCCAACAAAACUGACAUCUGACUGUGAAAGUUCUUUCAAAUCAGACGAUAUUAAAAACUAUCUGCGUUCAAAAAAUGUAA
Molecule: messenger RNA, 334 nt
Organism: Trichomonas vaginalis G3
Lineage: Eukaryota; Parabasalia; Trichomonadida; Trichomonadidae
Exons: 1
Biological process (GO): DNA integration
Molecular function (GO): nucleic acid binding
Source: RefSeq, a predicted model, not a curated record